This is a messenger RNA of Mustela erminea (ermine), 6348 nucleotides long. It is a transcript of the gene WASL, whose product is annotated as WASP like actin nucleation promoting factor. Gene Ontology annotation, cellular component: nucleus; cytoplasm; endoplasmic reticulum membrane. Gene Ontology annotation, molecular function: actin binding; microtubule binding. Gene Ontology annotation, biological process: actin filament organization. NCBI's taxonomy places the organism in Eukaryota, Metazoa, Chordata, Mammalia, Carnivora, Mustelidae. The transcript is spliced from 11 exons. The record is from RefSeq and is a predicted model, not a curated record. The coding region runs from base 344 to 1861 and encodes 505 amino acids.
CGUCCGCCCCCGCUGCCAUGUUGGAUUGUGCGGCCGCCACCGCCGCCGCUGCUGCCGCCGGAGAAGGUUUGGAGGAGGAGUUGGGAGUUUAGCGCAGUCGCCAGAGAACGAAGACAACGGCCAUCCGGCCGGAGCCUAGCCGGGCGGGAGCCGGGAGCUUCCCUUUCCCUGCGCGGCCCGUCGUUGGCUCCUCCUUCCCGUGGCCUCCUCCUCCCCGCGCCCGAGGAGCUGCGAGAUGCUGCGCCUCUGAUUCCCCUCCUCCUACCCCUGUCACCGAGAGGGGAAAGAGCGCUCGCCUACUCGCCGGAGACGGCCCUGGACUCGCAACCCCGCCAGCGAAACCAUGAGCUCCGGCCAGCAGCAGCCGCCGCCACCGCGGAGGGUCACCAAUGUGGGGUCCUUGCUGCUCACCCCGCAGGAGAAUGAGUCUCUCUUCACCUUCCUCGGCAAGAAAUGUGUGACUAUGUCUUCAGCAGUGGUACAGCUAUAUGCAGCAGAUCGUAACUGUAUGUGGUCAAAGAAGUGCAGCGGUGUCGCUUGUCUUGUUAAGGACAAUCCACAGAGAUCUUAUUUUUUAAGAAUAUUUGAUAUUAAGGAUGGAAAACUAUUGUGGGAACAAGAGCUAUACAAUAACUUUGUAUAUAAUAGUCCUAGAGGAUAUUUUCAUACCUUUGCUGGAGAUACUUGUCAAGUUGCUCUUAAUUUUGCCAAUGAAGAAGAAGCAAAAAAAUUCCGGAAAGCAGUUACAGACUUGUUGGGCCGGAGACAAAGGAAAUCUGAGAAAAGACGAGACCCCCCAAAUGGUCCUAAUCUACCCAUGGCAACAGUUGAUAUAAAAAAUCCGGAAAUCACAACCAAUAGAUUUUAUGGUCCACAGGUCAACAACAUCUCCCAUACCAAAGAAAAGAAAAAAGGAAAAGCUAAAAAGAAGAGAUUAACCAAGGCAGAUAUCGGAACACCAAGCAAUUUCCAGCACAUUGGACAUGUUGGUUGGGAUCCGAAUACUGGCUUUGAUCUAAAUAAUUUGGAUCCAGAAUUGAAGAAUCUUUUCGAUAUGUGUGGAAUCUCAGAGGCACAGCUGAAAGACCGAGAAACAUCAAAAGUUAUAUAUGACUUCAUUGAAAAAACAGGAGGUGUAGAAGCUGUUAAAAAUGAACUACGAAGGCAAGCACCACCUCCUCCACCACCAUCCAGGGGAGGGCCGCCUCCUCCUCCCCCACCUCCACAUAGCUCAGGCCCUCCGCCCCCUCCUGCCAGGGGGAGAGGCGCUCCUCCGCCGCCGCCAUCAAGAGCUCCCACAGCUGCACCUCCACCACCGCCUCCGUCCAGGCCAGGUGUAGGAGUCCCUCCACCACCACCAAAUAGGAUGUACCCGCCUCCACCUCCAGCCCUUCCCUCCUCCGCACCGGCAGGGCCUCCGCCACCACCUCCACCCCUGUCGUUGGCGGGGUCCGCGGCGCCACCCCCGCCACCGCCACCUCCACCUCCACCGGGGCCGCCGCCUCCCCCUGGCCUCCCUUCUGAUGGUGACCAUCAAGUCCCAACUCCUGCUGGAAACAAAGCCGCUCUUUUAGAUCAGAUUAGAGAGGGUGCUCAGCUCAAAAAAGUGGAACAAAACAGUCGACCGGUAUCCUGCUCUGGAAGGGAUGCACUUUUAGACCAGAUACGACAGGGUAUUCAGCUGAAAUCUGUAUCUGAUGGCCAAGAGUCUACACCACCAACACCUGCACCCACUUCAGGAAUUGUGGGUGCAUUAAUGGAGGUGAUGCAGAAAAGGAGCAAAGCCAUUCAUUCUUCAGAUGAAGAUGAGGAUGAAGAUGACGAAGAAGAUUUUGAGGAUGAUGAUGAAUGGGAAGACUGAUCUAUAUAUUAUAUAUAUAUAUAUAUUUUUAAGGUGAAAUACUAAACACUACUUUCUGUCUAUGGAUUCUGUAAAAUUAUCAUGUAAAUGUUCUACCAAUUUGCUGUAUAUUUUUGUUGCCUUUUUUGCUUUUUUUUUAAUUAAUCUGUGCAAUACCUCAUUUAAUCUGUAAAGGUUUGUCAAAAUCCUCUACAAAGCUACUCCCUGUUACUGUGUGCAAGUUUACACCAGGAUGCUCACUUAAUUUGUGAAUAUUUUUCAUUCCAUCAACAAGGGAGUUUAAAUAUUAUAUGUGAGACUGACAAAAACCUUAAUGUAAUUUAGUUAUAAUGCCAGAAGGAAAACACUAUUUUCAUACCCUACUUUUUCUGUACCUAAAUUUUCUUAUUAAAAUCUAGUAUAGCACUACAUUCUUUUUUAAGUGAUACAGACCUUAGUUUAUUUAGCCCCUUCAUUUUGAACACCAUGCUACAUGAAUGUUGAAGCUGACACGUUGCACAGUUCUCUAGACAUCACUACACUGAUGCAGUUUCUCAAGUUGUAGCAAUAUGCUCUGCAUAAUGUCACUACAGAGACACUGGUUGGGAAAAUUAGUAACACACCUCUUAAAACAAUAUUGCCUGUUCUUGGACAGAAGUGAUAUUUGGAGGCUGGAAUCACAAGGAGACCUUGCAUACCUGUACUUGACUGAGAUUAUUUUUAUGCUAUAGCAAAUGUGGCAGGCUCUUUUUAGCAAAAAUUUAAAAAUACUUUUGGUAUUACUCUUAAACAGUUGUUUAAGUUUUUGCAGUUCGGGGGAUUUUAGGGGUAAUACUCUACAUAAACUGAAGGAGGCUAUACAUUAUGGUUACUUCAGUAUCUGGUUAAAUGCACUAUAAAAAUCAGAACAUUUCUAAAAAUGAUGUGGAAUUAUUUUUAUUGUGUAUUCUGUGUGGAUUGAGGUAUUCAGAAAUAUCCACCAUACAAAUUGAAUCUAGCUGACAAAGGUAAACACUGUAAUGCUGAACCAGUUAUGCUAUUUAAAAUUUUUUAUAUAAUUUCUCAAGGUUUUUGUCAAAUGUCAGGUGAAGGGUUACAUUUUUCUUAAAAGAUUGGUGGCCCCAGUGUUAUAUUUCUUGAACCACAUAACUGAAUGAUAGAUUCUUUUUUUUUUUUUUUAAUAAAACUUUACAACCUGCACAUUUGUUAUGUAUACUAAAUGAUGUGUUAAAAUUAGGGUUUCCUUGCCUCUCUACAGUACACUAAUCUGCCUAAAGGUGGUUGUUUUCAUAUUUAUAGUGCUAAUUAUCAUACCUACCUACUUUAAAUUUUAGGUAGAAAAACGAUCUGAUUUAAAUACAGACACGUAUUUUUCUCACAUUGAGUCAUAUGCAGAAUGUAGUUCCAAAUGUAUUUCAGUACUAUAAUCACAAUAUCCAACUAAAAAUUAAGCUCUCUAGAAUUGUACCGACCAAAAUCUAGUAUUGGCAUGAUCUUGACAGGCUGGACCUGCAAGAUACGGCUUGAGUUUUAACCAUUUAUCACAUAAUCUCUAGUGAUCAUGCAUCUAGUUAUCUUAAGAAAUAAUUUAAAAGGUUUUGUUGCUGAAAGCAGUAAGUGGUGCAGUAAGAUAGUUAAGUUAUUCAAAGAAUGUUACCUUUCUUGCAAGAGUAAUUUAAACACAAGGGAAAGAGUCUAGACUUUUUGUUUCUUGCAAAAACAGUGCCCUCUGCUGCUAGAAACCUUUUUCUGCUUACUCUCAUUUUUAUCGUGGCUUGCGCUCAGUGACGCUGAGUCUGGUGUGGAUGAGGCUGGACAGCUAUUAACCAAUAGAGUUAGGAAUUUGUGCAAAUGGUAAAUAGAACAUUAUAAUUAUUUUAAGUAAUAUUAAACAUCCUUCUUUUUUUUCAUUUUGACAUUUUCAAAAACAUUUUAAGUAUCCUACAAAUGUCUUUAAGGUAAUGCCAACUUAAGAUCUCUCAACUUUUGGCCAAGGAAUUCAGGGUUUUCCAGCUAACUUCGGUGUGAUAAGUAUUAUCAGGAGCUGCUCUGAAUAAAAGGAUAUCAAUUCUUUGAGUUGGAAGCAAUUUUAAACAAAAUUUGCCAAAGGUAAUUGAGUUUAUUCUUCUUGAAGAAAAGAAAAAAAGGCUUUCUGUUUUUGUUAUUGCACAAAGUCUAAAUUACUAUUGGUUGAAACACAGCAGCUAUGGAGUUCAGUCCAGGCAUGAAGACUAAACCCACUGUAGAUGUAAAGGUUGCAUGUUUCAGUCCUCCUCCACCUUGCACUGUGGGCAGCACUGUACCUGUGCGUUGUCUGAAAGCCUCCCAUAUAUUCUGCAGCUAAAUGAUUGUCUGAUAGCCUUCGCAUUUAACAAACUAGCAUGAGGCUUUUUAUAUGCUACGUGAUAGACAAUUUCAGCUAGCCACAAAUUGUAUGUGUGAGAUUCAUAAAGACUUUUCAAUCAUUCAUUUCCAUUUAUCAACUGAAAUUUUGUUUAGUAUGUGAAUUUUUUUGAAAUGUAUAGUGAUAGGAUGUUGCACUGGUGGCAAUUCAUCAUGGAGCAUAAUAAAAUUAAUUUGACCCAAAUAGGCUAAAAUACUGUGUUUUUCUUUAUUGUGGAGAGAUUAAAAUGGAUAAAAACAAUUUUUUUGACUACAGAUUGUAGUAAAGGGUACAGAGCAGUGAAUGAUGAUGGCUGAAGUUCUCAGCAGACUGCAUGCCCUGAGAGAGUGUGCCAUUAAAUAAACAUGGUGAGCAGAAAGAAUGUUACACCCUGUUCCGCUGGGAAAUGUGACAGCUGCUCAGCAGCUCCCUGGAAGCCACAGAACAUUCACAUUGCAAGGUCAAACUGGAGCUCUUGGCAUUCCAGAAACGUUGAGGUUCCCUAAAAUCAGAAUGAUACUGCAGUUUACUGGUUAUUUCAGUAAGCCAGAUACAGGAGUUCAUGUGGGACUUAAGUAGUUCUUAAUCAAUGGAUCAAAGAUGGUUCUUUAAACAGGAACCUCCGUUUGGAUAAAUAGAAUUUUCUGUGCUGCUGACUUUGGCACAAGUGGGUGUCUGAAGAUUAAACUGAGUUAUGGAAUCUAGUGUGUAGGAUGCUACAAAAUGCCUUCUAAGAGCUUUAGCCAAAUUUAAACAUUUCAAUAAUAUGUUCCAUUAAAAAUUUGUUUCUGUUGUACAGAUGUGAACACUUAAGAAUGUAUUGACCAAACUUAGAAAAAAAUUUUUUUGUGAUACAAAUGCCUCAGAAUUGCUCUUGUCACAUUAUAUUUAUCUAAUCAAAGGAGAAAUUCCUGAAAUAACUUACUGUCCUUUAGAAAUGGAGUUCUUAAAGGACAAGUGUAGACAUAAGGUCUAUUUAUAUACAAUAGAAAAUUUUUUAUGGGAAAGAAAAGAGAAAUUUUUGCUUUGCACACUUAUUUUAUUAACAUUUUUACAUCUUACCUCCAAAAUACAGCAUUCUCUCGUAAUCUCUUGGUCUUUCAUUGAUGGAUUUUUUUUUUUAACUUUUGCUUUUUAGUGAAGCCACUGGGAAAAGGUAUAGUAUAUGGGCUGUUAUGAAUAUGAUGGGGAACAUACUUUGCAGUUAGUGCUAAGACUAUCUACAUGUGAUACAUGUAUCCUCCAUUAUAUGAAGGAGUUUGUUGAAAAUUUUGGCUUUAUAAGAAAAUGUCUACAUAAAUUAACCAUAACUUUUUUUUUUUUAAUCUACAUCAGUGGUCAUCCUAACUAUUGAUGCAGUAUUUAAUUUUACACAAGUCCAGUGUAAAUUUAAACUGGUCUGUACCACCAUCAGAACUGACAAAUCAAGAUGUGAAUAGCAUACAAUUAUUUUGAGUAAAAUUUAACAGAUGGUAGCUUAUAGGUGAGUGGUUUUUAGGUUAGGUAUUUGUGUACUGGGGAAUUUCUAGAAAAUUUGAGGUCCCUUAAUUUUUUUUUAGCAGCCACAAAAUAUUUUUAUACUUACUUUAGUAAAGGUUUUCUUUAAAUUUUCUAUUCAAGAGGAAAUUCCAUUUUAACAGUAUUAAGUUACAUUACGGAACUGGAAGUUCCAGGUGUCAUAUUGACAUCACUUUCUGUCUUGGACUGAUGGGCGUGUCUUGACCUAAAUUCAGUUUUAUCUUGGUUAUGGCUAGAUGUGUAAGGAUUUUCAUCCAAGCCCAAGUCUAAGAAUUUUUAAACAUCAAUAUCCCCAUAUUUAAACAAUUGUUUAUUAGGACUAAAUAGGUGGUGGACAUUAAAAUAUUAUGCAAUAAGGUAGAUCCCUCCCUCUUUACAUCUAAAAUGCUUAUUUCACAGCAGAAAGACUGCUGCAGAUCAUCAAGUUCCAUCAAGACAACUCUCAUCGGAGUGGUUGAGGGGCUCACCUGAGUUCUGUCAAAAGGAGCUAAGACUAGAAUUCAGCCUUGACUACUAGUUCAGUUGCAUCUUUAUGCACCAUAAUGCUGUUUUAUCCUUGUUUUCUGUAUUUUUCAUAAAUUACCAAUAAAUUGCUGACUUAAUUUUG